Enhydra lutris kenyoni (northern sea otter) is the source of this 3746-nucleotide messenger RNA. RefSeq names its product pre-mRNA processing factor 3. Gene Ontology annotation, cellular component: U4/U6 x U5 tri-snRNP complex. Lineage: Eukaryota; Metazoa; Chordata; Mammalia; Carnivora; Mustelidae. The record is from RefSeq and is a predicted model, not a curated record. Gene Ontology annotation, biological process: mRNA splicing, via spliceosome. The coding region runs from base 328 to 2379 and encodes 683 amino acids. The transcript is spliced from 16 exons.
AGUUGAAUAGAGCUGCCACAGAAUUAUUCAUAUAACAUGUCCCUGAGUCACAAAAUCUUUCACUCCUAUUGUCAUGACUUUAAUCUGCUAGCUACCUAUGGUUAUACCAAAAUUAAAUAUGCUGUUUAGCAACAGGUCUUACAGAGGAUAAACCUGCCAAGAAUGUAGAAAUUAAUCAGACUAUCUUUUAGGAGAAAAGAUGUCUUAAAACAUCUUGAAAGAAUGACUCCCAGAGACCCUGAUUUGUAGCACUGCUGGGAGGAAGUUUGCUUGGAAAUUGAGGUGCAGUACUGAAUCCCAUUUGAGCUACCCCCUUUUUCCUGAAGAAUGGCACUGUCUAAGAGGGAGCUGGAUGAGCUGAAACCAUGGAUAGAGAAGACAGUGAAGAGGGUGCUGGGCUUCUCAGAGCCCACAGUGGUCACAGCAGCACUGAACUGUGUGGGGAAGGGCAUGGACAAGAAGAAGGCAGCUGACCAUCUGAAACCUUUUCUUGAUGAUUCUACUCUCCGAUUUGUGGACAAACUGUUUGAGGCUGUGGAGGAAGGCCGAAGCUCUAGACAUUCCAAGUCUAGCAGUGACAGGAGCAGAAAAAGAGAGCUGAAGGAAGUGUUUGGUGAUGACUCUGAGAUCUCCAAGGAAUCAUCAGGAGUAAAGAAGCGACGGAUACCCCGUUUUGAGGAGGUGGAAGAGGAGCCUGAAGUGAUCCCUGGACCUCCCUCAGAAAGUCCUGGUAUGCUAACUAAGCUCCAGAUCAAACAGAUGAUGGAGGCAGCUACACGGCAAAUCGAGGAGAGGAAAAAGCAGCUGAGCUUCAUUAGCCCCCCUACUCCUCAGCCAAAGACUCCUUCUUCCUCCCAACCAGAGCGACUUCCAAUUGGCAACACUAUUCAGCCCUCUCAGGCUGCCACUUUCAUGAAUGAUGCCAUUGAGAAGGCAAGGAAAGCAGCUGAAUUACAAGCCCGCAUCCAAGCCCAGCUGGCACUGAAGCCAGGGCUCAUUGGCAAUGCCAACAUGGUGGGCCUGGCCAAUCUCCAUGCCAUGGGCAUUGCUCCCCCGAAGGUGGAGUUAAAAGAUCAAACGAAACCUACACCACUGAUUCUCGAUGAGCAAGGCCGGACUGUAGAUGCAACUGGCAAGGAGAUCGAGCUGACGCACCGCAUGCCUACUCUGAAGGCCAAUAUUCGUGCUGUGAAAAGGGAACAAUUCAAACAACAGCUAAAAGAAAAGCCAUCUGAAGAUAUGGAGUCUAAUACUUUUUUUGACCCCCGAGUCUCAAUUGCCCCUUCCCAGCGCCAGAGACGCACUUUUAAAUUCCAUGACAAGGGCAAAUUUGAGAAGAUUGCCCAGCGGUUACGGACAAAGGCUCAACUGGAGAAGCUGCAGGCAGAGAUCUCACAGGCAGCUCGAAAAACAGGCAUCCAUACUUCAACUAGGCUGGCCCUCAUUGCUCCUAAAAAAGAACUAAAGGAAGGAGAUAUCCCUGAAAUUGAGUGGUGGGACUCUUACAUCAUCCCCAAUGGCUUUGACCUUACAGAGGAAAAUCCCAAGAGAGAAGAUUAUUUUGGAAUCACAAAUCUUGUUGAACAUCCAGCCCAACUGAAUCCUCCAGUUGAUAAUGACACACCAGUUACUCUGGGGGUAUAUCUUACUAAGAAGGAACAGAAGAAACUUCGAAGGCAAACAAGGAGGGAAGCACAGAAGGAACUACAAGAGAAAGUCAGGCUGGGCCUGAUGCCUCCUCCAGAACCCAAAGUGAGAAUUUCAAAUUUGAUGCGAGUAUUAGGAACAGAAGCUGUUCAAGACCCCACGAAGGUAGAAGCCCAUGUCAGAGCUCAGAUGGCAAAAAGACAGAAAGCGCAUGAAGAGGCCAACGCUGCCCGAAAACUUACAGCAGAACAGAGAAAGGUCAAGAAAAUUAAAAAGCUUAAAGAAGACAUUUCACAGGGGGUACACAUAUCUGUAUAUAGAGUUCGAAAUUUGAGCAACCCAGCCAAGAAGUUCAAGAUUGAGGCCAAUGCUGGGCAGCUGUACCUGACAGGGGUGGUGGUACUGCACAAGGAUGUCAACGUGGUAGUAGUGGAAGGGGGCCCCAAGGCCCAGAAGAAAUUUAAGCGUCUCAUGCUGCAUCGGAUAAAGUGGGAUGAGCAGACGGCGAGCACAAAGGGAGAUGAUGAUGAGGAAUCUGAUGAAGAAGCUGUGAAGAAAACCAACAAAUGUGUACUAGUCUGGGAGGGUACAGCCAAAGACCGGAGCUUUGGAGAGAUGAAGUUCAAACAGUGCCCUACAGAGAACAUGGCUCGAGAGCACUUCAAAAAGCAUGGGGCUGAACACUACUGGGACCUUGCACUGAGCGAAUCUGUGUUGGAGUCCACCGACUGAAACUACUGCGAGCCCUUGCCUCUCCCCUCCUGCCUUUGUCUCUUCAGUCCUCUUACUCUACUUCCCAACCCAGUCCUAUUUGUGUGUGUGAUCUCAGAACUGUGCCAAGCUGACAUUGGGUCAAAGGGAAAACACCUUAGUCCCUUCCCCAGUCAGCCUGGUGCUGCCCUUUAUUCCCCUUAUGUGCAUAUGAUUAAAGAGUUAUUUUUAAAGUUGGUAUGAUAUUUUUCACACAUUUAUAGGUAUUGGACUUUGGGUCUCCAGGUGAUCUUUUCUCCCAACUUCUGCAAUUGCUGUGGAAAAAGAAAAUUUUGUCAUUGAUAUCUGUGUAUAUAUUGAAUGGAUGAAUGGAUGGAUGGAUGGCUGAAUGGAUGAAUAUGUAUUUUUUGAUGUCUGAUGGAAAUUCUUCACCUCAUCUUGGAGCAAGAAUGAUAAAUACUGUUUUUCUCCAGCAGAGUAAAUAAAGGAGGAGGUGUUCAGUGGGUAAAAGAGGGUGGAACAAAUCUGUUAACCUUCAAGAGAGUCACAAGGCAGAUUACCCCUGGUCUUGGCUUUAUUCUUAACAGGAAGUCAUUUCCUUAAACAGGUACAUAGAUGAGAGAUGUGUGUUGUGGGUGAAGUGGACACAGGAAGAGUCCAAGGAGGAUGUUAUGGGUCAGUUUGUAAAAUGGAAUAGGAUUCAGGAAUUUAGCCUAUUUCCUCUCUUUACUAAUUAAAAAAAUAGAAAAUCUUUUUCUAAAAGGCAACGUGUAGUUUGUUUUUUCUUUUCCAAAGAAUCUGACUAGAUGCGGUUCUUUUCAGAAUGUACUGUUUCUGGUUUGAUUUUAGGAGUAUUUAGGUCAGCAUCAGUAUCCAUUGAAAUCCAGAAUUCUUACCAUAUCUACACUUCAAUUCAUGUUGCCUGUUGAGAACCUACUGGGAAUGGAUCGAACACAGGAGCCAUUAGAGCUCCUGUAACUUGCUCUAGUUGGAGUUUACCAGGAAGUGGUGUUGAAAAAUGGAUACUUGAUUAGAAGUUAAAACAUUCCUUACUAUAAAAUUAACCCUUUAUUAAAAGUUUUAUGUGUUCAGGUCCUAGUUAGAGUUCUAAUUUCAAAACAGUAUGAGAGAGUUUUAGGAUAAAAAAGGUGGAAGGAGACAGGAACUGCUAAAGGCCUUAAGGAAAACCUAAUAUGAUCUCUUUUAGAGAUAAGUAAACUAUAACCCAGACAGGUGAGGUUAACUAAUUAUUCCUGGAGCAGGAUGAAAUCUGAAAAGCUCACCAGGCCUCAGCAAUGAACUGGGUACUUGCUAAUAAUCAUCUCUAUCUGUGAGAUGGGAGCCAGAGAAUUGAACUUGUUUUUGAUACUUCUUGAUUUAAGCAAAUC